Drosophila bipectinata is the source of this 283-nucleotide messenger RNA. RefSeq lists its product as uncharacterized. The record is from RefSeq and is a predicted model, not a curated record. Lineage: Eukaryota; Metazoa; Arthropoda; Insecta; Diptera; Drosophilidae.
UUUGCUUGUGGCCACCGUGAUGGCCACCUCCUGUGUCAAGGCCAAGCCAGUGGUCUCCUUUGGGGUCAGCUACCACCAGCCGAGCUACCUGGGACCUGGGCCAGGACCCUACUACGACAACUACUACGGGAGUCCGUACCAAAAUGGCGCAAGCUUCUACUACCAGAACGGCCCGGUCCCCUACCGAUAUCCCUAUAGUCCUGGCAGUCGCUACGGAGCUCUCGACGUUGGAAUUGGCGCCUUGUCACUAACCCCGUUCCUGCUUUGAAAUACAUUUUAAAUC